Anolis sagrei ordinatus is the source of this 735-nucleotide messenger RNA. NCBI's taxonomy places the organism in Eukaryota, Metazoa, Chordata, Lepidosauria, Squamata, Anolidae. The record is from RefSeq and is a predicted model, not a curated record.
AUGGCGGCUGCAGCCAUGCCACCACCAAAAUGGCGACCGCAAGCGCAGCUAACCAACCACCGCGCUCCCAAGAUGGCGGCUGCACAUAAAAAUAGGCACCCGGCCGAACCGCCAGCAAGCGCCUUGGGUGAGACGCUUAAAACAAGCGGCGGCCGCGCCACUCGCCUCGCCGCGUGUCCAGCGCUGGAGCUACAAGAAGGGGGCGAGAAACGCUCCCCCAACUCAAACGCCCCAACAGACACAACACAAUGGCGGCCGCCAUCAGCACUACCGCCCCAAGAUGGCGGCCGUUGCCGCCAAACACCGACUAAAAUGGCGGCAGCGACCCGGGCCCCCCCACUCGCGCCGCGCCUCCCGAGUCCCGCCAAGGCCAGAACGAGUGGCACCCAGGACGACUGGCACUCUAGGCCGCUCAAAGCGGCCCGUCGCUGUGGCGCCCCCGUCCCCCCGACCCGCGCCAGGGCCAGGAGAGGGACGAUCGGCACCCUAGGCCGCCGAAAGCGGCCCACAGCCGCGGCGUCCGCGCCGCCGAAAAAGGGGGAAAAAACGGUGCCGCAACUGCCCUCCCGGCGCGAGAAAAGACGGCGAGGGAACCGGCAGCCGCCGAACCCUUGCCCGACGGAUGGCCUCCGGGCUCCUGAGGAGAGGGAGCAGCAGUGCCCCCCUCCCCCAGCUGCUCCAACACCGACCUGGAGCAGCCAGCAGCAACACGUCUUGUCUCUUCGAAAGGUCUGA